Molecule: messenger RNA, 678 nt
Organism: Brassica oleracea var. oleracea
Lineage: Eukaryota; Viridiplantae; Streptophyta; Magnoliopsida; Brassicales; Brassicaceae
Product: gamma-interferon-inducible lysosomal thiol reductase-like
Exons: 5
Coding region: 13-678 (221 amino acids)
Molecular function (GO): oxidoreductase activity, acting on a sulfur group of donors, disulfide as acceptor
Source: RefSeq, a predicted model, not a curated record
AUACUUUUAACAAUGGCUUCUUCUUCUUCAAACAAGCUUGUGUUCUUAGCUUUCCUUCUCCUGUUCGUAUUCUCAAACAAUCUUGUGGCUGGAAAACCCCAGAAAGUGAAACUCAAUCUUUACUACGAAUCACUUUGUCCAUACAGUCAGAAAUUCAUAAACGAUGAUCUGGUGAAACUCUUUGAGUCCGAUCUCAAGCUCGUUCCAUUCGGUAACGCAAAAGUCUCCGAUAACCUAACUGUCACUUGCCAGCAUGGUGAAGAGGAAUGUAAACUAAACGCCAUUGGAGCUUGCGCCAUAAAAACUUGGCCCAAUCCGAAAAUGCACUACUGGUUCAUAAGGUGCGUUGAAAAGGACACGAAAAACUGGGAAUCAUCAUGUUUUAAGACAUAUGGUGGUGAGAAAACCAUAAGAGAUUGUUACUCCAGUAAUCUCUCUAAAAAACUUAUACUUGGUUAUGCAAAGCAGACUUUGAAUUUGAUGCCGAAGAAAGAAUACGUCCCGUGGGUCACAGUGAACGGCAAGCCACUCUACGAAAAUUAUGAAGAUUUUGUGGCCCAAAUGUGCAAAGCGUACCAAGGAAAGGCUCCUCUCCCAAAAGUUUGCAAUUCUUCUGCCUCGGCAAAGAAGAAAGUGUUGAAGCUUCAAGUCUCGUAUGGUGAAGAUUUCCAUCACUAA